GUUGCUGCUUCGUCGCGAUACGUGUGCAGCGAUGCCGCGUAAUCUAAUCUCGUUCUCAUCAUUCACAAGAUUAAUCACGCAAACACCUAUGAGUAUAUAUUAUACGAAUCAAAAGUUUACUGUUACGCCCUGGUUUUUCUUGUAUUACACAUUUAUAAUAAGUAAUAAGUACCAAGCUGGUGAUUUCACUCGUGUUUUUUUGCGCUCAACUUUUGCAUUUGACCAACAGCUGUUUUCCGACAAAAGAAAAAGCUCAUCGAAAAGACAAAAUGGUCACAAUCGGAGCAGUCACCGCGAUAUUAUUGGCACUAUUAGUCACGGGCCCUUCGUUAACCGAGUCCUACCGAAUCCUCGCGGUAUUUCCCUUCAAUGGAAAAAGCCACGAUGUCGUGCUGGACGCGAUAGCCCAAGGACUGGCGAAACGCGGCCACCAAGUUGAUGUGGUGACCCACUUCCCACCGAAAAAUCCACCCGACAACUACAAAGUUUUGGUCGACUUGAGGGGUACCAUUGAGGAGACGAUCAACAACUUCACGCUGGACUUUGCGAGAUCGUUAUCUGGACAACUGACGGAUUACAUUGCCGGCAAAUUUGGCAACGAAUUGUGCGAGCUGCUGGCUCUGGAUGGAAUACAAAAAAUUGUCAAAAAUCCACCCAAGGAUCCACCCUACGAUCUUGUGGUUGUACAUGCAUACGGAGCAAAUUGUUUCUUUGGUAUCGGCCACGUCUUAAAAGUGCCGGUAGUCGCCGUAUCGGCUUCGAUAGAAUUUCCGUGGAUGAGCUACUUCAUUGGUAACGACGACAACCUCGCCUAUGCUGCUAAUAUUUACACCAACAAGUAUGACGCCAACAAUUUUUGGGAUCGAAUGAAAAAUAUGUACAAGCAUUACAACAACCUGUACAAAUUCCACUCGCUGACGGAUGAACCUCAAACCACCGCGAUGAGAAAGUAUUUGGAUCCAAACAUGCCGAGUAUACGAGACAUCGAGAGGAGCAUAGCUUUGACUAUAAUAAACCGGCAUCCGGCGAUCCAUGGCCCUAAACCUGUUGUCUCGUCGAUGAUCGAAGUCAGUGGCUUGCACAUCGAGGACAAUCCAGAGCUACCAACGGAUCUGAAAAAAUGGUUGGACGAGGCCGAGGAUGGAGUUGUUUACUUUAGUUUUGGUUCGAUGGUGCUUAUCGAAACACUGCCUACCGAUGUGCUUUUGGGCAUUUACGAGGCCAUCUCGAGACUGGAUCAUCUAAAGUUUCUCAUAAAAGUGGCAGAUGACAAAAAGUUGCCUCCAGGUCUGCCGGACAAUGUUCUGACUCGUCCUUGGAUUCCGCAGCAAGCAGUUUUGAGUCAUAAAAACGUUCGAUUGUUUUUGACCCACACCGGCUUGAUGAGUUCCCAAGAGUCGAUACACUACGGAGUGCCGAUCAUCGGUGUUCCACUGUUUUGCGAUCAGUGGCGAAACAUUCGAGUUCUCGUCGAACGGGGGAUGGCCAUUCAGCUCAACUACAACAAUUUGACGGCCGAUUCGGUUUACUGGGCGAUCGAAGAAAUCUUGACCAACGGAGAUUACAAAUCGAACGCCGUACGUCUUUCCAAGUUAUUCAAGGAUGUUCCGAUGAAGCCCAUAAACAAGGCCAUAUUUUGGAUCGAGUACGUUAUUCGCAACGGGCCGUUGGUGUUGAGGUCACCGGCACUGGACUUGCAUUGGUGGCAAUUGGCGCACCUCGACAUGGUUGGAGUUGCGUUGCUGGUCAUUAUUUUUUCACUCGUAGCUGCGUACUAUCUUACGAAAUUGCAGUUAAUGAUAUUUUCACAUAAACCUUCGAAAAAAGAAAAACCAAAGACUGUGAAACCAAGGGAGAAGAAAGUGAAGAAGGUUCGCUGAUAAUAUUUUUUAAUUGUGAAGAAAACUAUCAUUAACUGUAGAUGUAUGAAUUUCACACUGGCAAUCACCGUAGGGGAUCACUAUUUACGUAAGCUUUGAAAAAUCAUUCGAGACACAAGUACCUGCAUAAUUAUUUUUUUUAUCCAUAAAUUUGUUGACAGUUGCGAAGAAAAAGACGCGGAAACUAUACACAUAAAUCAACCUGAUCUCUGCUAAAGAAAACAUGGCCUUAAAAUAAAUGAACAAAAAAAAAAGAAAAACAAAAAAACGAAUGGUACUUAAAAUUCAGAGAUUUCGUUACAAAGAAAAAAACUCAACAACCCACGACUCUCGUAUGUAUUAACAACCGAUCUUGUAUGGUCCCAUGCAUAAUUUAAACAUUAGUAUGUUUAAUUUUAAUAAUAAAAAAAAAAAAAAAAAAAAACA
Copidosoma floridanum is the source of this 2306-nucleotide messenger RNA. RefSeq names its product UDP-glucosyltransferase 2. Gene Ontology annotation, molecular function: UDP-glycosyltransferase activity. The record is from RefSeq and is a predicted model, not a curated record. NCBI's taxonomy places the organism in Eukaryota, Metazoa, Arthropoda, Insecta, Hymenoptera, Encyrtidae.